Messenger RNA from Brassica napus (rape), 3090 nucleotides. Its product is annotated as protein FAR-RED ELONGATED HYPOCOTYL 3-like. NCBI's taxonomy places the organism in Eukaryota, Viridiplantae, Streptophyta, Magnoliopsida, Brassicales, Brassicaceae. Gene Ontology annotation, molecular function: zinc ion binding. The record is from RefSeq and is a predicted model, not a curated record. Gene Ontology annotation, biological process: regulation of DNA-templated transcription. The coding region runs from base 292 to 2772 and encodes 826 amino acids. The transcript is spliced from 8 exons.
AAACAUGGUGCUGCCUCUAGACAGAGAGAAACCCUAGAAACCAAAAGAAAAAGAGAAGCAAUCGUGCCUCCUCCUUCUCCGACCACUCGCUUCCUCAGAUCGCGUGAACAUCACUCGAUUUCUCUCUUCUCUCCCUAUCAUCUCGCAGAUCCAAACCCCAACUCGCACCAAUCAGCGCGUGCCUCCUCCCUCCUCCCUCCUCCUUCUUCCUCUUCCUCCUCGCGACUAGAUUUCAGAUUGGUCUUUCCGAUUAUCCGCCUUGUUCUCCAAUCUCCGCACGAGUGCUUGUCAAUGGACAUAGAUCUUCGUCUACAUUCAGGUGACCAAGGCGAUGAUUCAGCCAGGGGACUUGACAACGUCCUGCACAACUCAGACAUAGACAUUGGCAAGAUCGAGGAAGAUGUCAUGGCCGCUACAACCGGAGAAUUGGUCGACUACACAGAAACCGUCAACCUCGAACCACUUAACGGCAUGGAGUUCGACUCACACGGCGAAGCGUACGCCUUCUACCAAGAGUACUCACGUGCCAUAGGGUUCAACACCGCGAUACAGAACAGUCGUAGGUCCAAGACCACGAGGGAGUUUAUUGACGCUAAGUUCGCUUGCUCUAGGUACGGUACUAAAAGAGAGUAUGAGAACAAGUCCUGUAACAGGCCGAGAGCUAGGCAGAGCAAGCAGGAUCAUCCUGAGAGUAAUAUGGCUGGUGGUUGUAGGAGGACUUGCGCGAAAACCGAUUGUAAAGCGAGUAUGCAUGUUAAGAGAAGGUCUAAUGGGAAGUGGGUGAUUCAUAGCUUCGUGAGGGAGCAUAACCACGAGCUUGUGCCUGCGCAAGCUGUGACUGAACAGGCGAGGAGGAUCUACGCUGCUAUGGCUAAGCAGUUCGCUGAGUACAAAACUGUCGUCGGGUUAAAAAGUGAUGCGAAGAGUUUAGGUCGGAGUUUGUCAGUGGUGGAGACAGGAGAUUUCAAAGCUCUGCUUGAGUUCUUGUCGCGGAUGCAGAACUUCUUUUACGCGGUGGAUCUCGGCGAUGAUCAGCGAGUGAAGAAUGUGUUUUGGGUGGAUGCGAAGAGCAGGGGCAGCUAUGUUAGUUUCUGUGAUGUUGUUUCUCUUGAUACUACCUACGUGAGAAGCAAGUACAAGACGCCGCUUGCUGUUUUCGUCGGUGUGAAUCAACACUAUCAGUACAUGGUCCUUGGGUGCGCUUUGCUAUCCGACGAGAGCGCAGCUACGUUCUCUUGGUUGAUGGAGACGUGGCUGAAAGCAAUGGGUGGACAGGCUCCAAAGGUUUUGAUCACUGAGCAAGAGGCGGUAAUGAACUCCAUCGUUCCUGUAAUCUUCCCAAACACUCGGCAUUGCGUUUUCCUCUGGCAUGUGUUGGUUAAAGUCUCUGAGAAUCUUGCCCACGUUGCUAAGCAGCAUGAAGAUUUUAUGCCAAAGUUUGAGAAGUGCAUUUAUAAAUCAUGGAAGGAGGAAGACUUUGCGAGGAGAUGGUGGAAGAUUCUUGCUAAAUUCGGCCUCAAGGAAGAUCAGUGGAUGCAGUCUUUAUACGAAGACCGGAGGAAAUGGGCGCCGACCUACAUGACUGACGUUCUCUUGGCGGGGAUGUCUUCAUCUCAGAGAGGUGACAGUGUCAACGCUUUCCUCGACAAGUACUUGCACAAGAAGACCAGCGUACAGGAGUUUGUUAAACUAUACGAUACAAUUCUGCAAGAUAGAUUUGAAGAAGAAGCCAAAGCUGAUUCCGAAACGUUGAACAAGCAGCCGACAAUGAAGUCCCCAUCGCCGUUUGAGAAGAGCGUCUCCGAAGUCUACACCCCCGCCGUGUUCAAGAAGUUCCAGGUCGAAGUCUUGGGAGCGAUUGCUUGUUCUCCAAGAGAGGAGAACAGAGAUGGAACAUGCUCUACUUUCAGAGUUCAGGACUUCGAAAACAGCCAGGAGUUUGUGGUGACGUGGAACCAAGCGAAGGCUGAAGUCUCUUGCAUCUGUAGGCUGUUUGAGUAUAAAGGCUACCUCUGCAGACACACGCUGAACGUUCUUCAGUGCUGUCAUCUCUCUUCCGUCCCCUCGCAGUACAUACUGAAACGGUGGACAAAAGACGCGAGAAGCCGGCAGAUUUCAGGAGAGGCUCCUCAGCAGUUGCAGACGAGGAUGCAGCGGUACAACGACUUAUGCCAGAGGGCGUUGAAGCUGAGUGAAGAGGCGUCAUGCUCUCAAGAGAGUUACAACGUUGCGUUCCUCGCCAUUGAAGAAGCUUUGAGAAACUGUGCCGGUGCUAAUAGAAGUCUUCCGGAUGCGGCCAGCUCACCAACUCAAGGUCUGGUUUCUGUGGAGGAGGAUAACCAGAGCAGAAGUGCAGGAGGCAAGACGAGCAAGAAAAAGAAUCCAACGAAGAAAAGAAAAGUGAGCUCAGAGCAGGAGGUUAUGCCGCAAGUUGCAGCGCCGGAAAGCUUGCAACAGAUGGAUAAGUUGAGCCCAAGGACAGUUGGCAUAGAAAGUUAUUAUGGAACACAGCAGAGCGUGCAAACUAUGGUUCAGCUGGACUUAAUGGGUGGGCCAAAUCGCGAUAACUUCUAUGGGAAUCAACAAACUAUGCAAGGAUUGCGGCAGUUGAACUCAAUAGCACCAAGUUACGACAGUUACUACACUGCUCAGCAAGGCAUCCAUGGACAGGGAGUAGAUUUCUUCCGUCCUCCAAACUUUUCUUACGAUAUCCGGGAUGAUCCUAAUGUGAGGACUACCCAGUUGCAUGAGGACGCGCCUAGACACUCGUAAACCAAACUGUAGCCUAAGGGCGGUCAAAUCUGAAAAGAGUUUAAAAUCUCUGCAGCACAGGAGCCAACAUGUACUAGAAGAAGCUUAUUUGGCAACUCAGGUUUUUGGAACAGAACAGAGCAUGCUCUGUUUUAUCACCUCAAGUGUUAAAUAUCGGAUGUUGUAUUGUUAAUAUUGUUUGUGUUUGUAUUUGACAUGAUCCCCAAGCUUGAUCAUUGACUUUUCAAAUUUAGAGAGACAAAACAGUCUUUAGAGGAUAUUUCUCUGUCUAUAUAACUCUUGUUAAUUCUUUCGAUCAAGUUUCUUAGAUUUGUAGUA